AUGAAGGAGAUAGAAAGAUGGAAGCCCCCGCCACAAGACUGGCUGAAAUGCAAUAGUGAUGCAGCAUGGGAUGAAUCAAAAGAAAAUUGCAGGCUGGGGUGGGUUCUAAGAGAUCAUAUGGGCUGUGUCUUAUGGAUGGGAGCGAGAUCCUUGAGUCGCUUGAGAUCACCUAUUGAAGCUGAAGCAGAAGCGCUAAGAUGGGCUUUACUCAACAUGGUACGCUUCAACUACAGAAGGGUCAUCUUUGAAUCCGACUGUAAGGAGUUGAUUCAGGCCAUUCAGGAGGAAAGCUAUCGCCCAAGCAUCCGCACCUACACUGCAGAUAUCCUUCAUAAGCUGGAUAAAAUAGGUGAUCACAGAGUAGUCUUUAAGAGUAGACAAGGGAAUGAAGUGGCAGAUAGAGUAGCAAAAGAGGCUUCUAACUUUGAGAGUAACUCCUCUGUUUUGUUUUCUACUAUGCCUUCUUGGAUUCAAACUUAUGUUGAGGCUGAUAAGCCUAUGGUGUAA
Brassica oleracea var. oleracea is the source of this 507-nucleotide messenger RNA. RefSeq lists its product as uncharacterized. Lineage: Eukaryota; Viridiplantae; Streptophyta; Magnoliopsida; Brassicales; Brassicaceae. The coding region runs from base 1 to 507 and encodes 168 amino acids. Gene Ontology annotation, molecular function: RNA-DNA hybrid ribonuclease activity; nucleic acid binding. The record is from RefSeq and is a predicted model, not a curated record. The transcript has a single exon.